Messenger RNA from Necator americanus (New World hookworm), 258 nucleotides. RefSeq lists its product as uncharacterized. The record is from RefSeq and is a predicted model, not a curated record. Bases 1 to 258 code for a protein of 85 amino acids. The transcript has 2 exons. Lineage: Eukaryota; Metazoa; Nematoda; Chromadorea; Rhabditida; Ancylostomatidae.
AUGUUAUUCAUAGGUCAAAUGCAUUGCUUGCAACCAUACACUUCGAUCACAGCGCUACUUGCAGAACAAAAUCAAUCACGAGAGGCCUUGGGAAGUAGUCUUAAUGGCAAUUAUAAUAAAAAGCCACAACGUAUGCCUCACGUCUGGCGCAUCGGUCAACAGCCGGUACGCAUCAACGAUAACGAGGACAGUGUAUUCUAUCCACACUCAUGGAAACAGCAUCUUCGCCUGCAGCUUCUUUCUUCUUUGGACAAUUAG